This is a messenger RNA of Salvelinus sp. IW2-2015, 5704 nucleotides long. RefSeq names its product INO80 complex subunit D. NCBI's taxonomy places the organism in Eukaryota, Metazoa, Chordata, Actinopteri, Salmoniformes, Salmonidae. Gene Ontology annotation, cellular component: nucleus. The record is from RefSeq and is a predicted model, not a curated record.
UGCGUAUGGUUGAAGCGACAGCGCCACAAUCAGCCCAAUGUGAAGCAUCUGGCCAGCUGGCGGCCACUUCCUGGGAGGACGUGUUGACAAUGACGGGGAAGGCGCUGGGGCCAAUUGUGCGCCGCCCUAUGGGACUCCCAAUCACGGCCGGUUGUGAUACAGCCUUGAAUGCUUCUGUUUUAUAUUCAGACCUCCCUCCCCCAUGUUAUGUGUAUCAACAAAGAGAGAACAGUCUAUCCACAGUGUCUCAUGACCUGAGUUGUAGCAUGAUCCUUGUUGAUCUUGCGUUUGUGUGUUGUCCUUUUUUUAAACUCUCUGUAGACACCAGUAGCCGGUGACAUCAGUGUGUUCGUUUGCAGUUGCAAGGAGCUCAAGGCACCAAUGUCAAGGCCAUUGUAGGAGGGAUGAUGGACGCAGAGGCUCUGAUCGCCCUGAAAGAUAUGCUGAACCGCUUGCGUAGUGACAGUCUAUGUACUGAGGAGAUCUUCCCCAUGGCAGGGGCUGGCCAAUGCAGAGUUGCCAGUGCUUCAGCAGCGGUUGCAAUGCCUGCUUGCCUCCCAGGAUAUUUCUGUUGGUAGAACGCCUGUGACAAGUUUACUUCUGGUGACGUUUCAAAAAGACAUUCUACUCGAAAAUGCAUGAAAAUUCAAUGGAUGUUGACACCAUGGGAAACUGCACUGUAGGGAGAUGAGGAGGAGCAAGCGGUGGCUGUGGGCUCCUGGCUCUCAUUCACGCCACUGCUUGCUCUGUUUGCUACAAAUAUAUGUUGUAACUUGUCACUCUGAUCUUAAAUGGAUAGUGCGAGAUUUUGUCAAUUAAGCCCAUUUCUACUUACCUAGAGUCAUAUGGAUACCAUUUUUAUGUCUCUGUCUGCAGUUUGAAGGAUGUUGACGGUAGUUUGUUUCGCAAGCCAUUGCUAACUAGCGUUAGCGCAAUGACUGGAAGUCUACAGGAACAACUAGCAUGCUAGCGCAAUUGCUAAAUGAAUAUAGGGUAAACACUGGCUGAGCCUGAGGGGAACAGUGGAACAUUACUACCUUCUGAAUUCCUGCAUCGCUGGCAUUGAAGAGGGCGAUUUGCUGCUCCUAGUUGGCACCAACCCACACUAUGAGGCACCACUUUUCAACGCACGCAUCAGAAAGAUGUAUAGCUGGGAGGUCGGGGUGGGAUUUAAGUGCUGUCAAAUCACUGGCAUCUCAAUUUGCAUGUAAAUAACUGCUUCCAGCUCCUGAUUUACACUCUCUCUUUAAGUGGAAACUCUAAAUCUGAAACGUGACUGGUGGUAUUUUAUGGAUACUUCAUGUACCCCUGGUAGUCGGCUUCACAACGAGCUGUAGGAGGCCUUGGUGGGGUGGGAGGUGGACCUGACCUACACUUAGGAUCAUCUGAGGGAGUCUGCUAUGGUCCUGCAGGAAAUAGUUUCUCUAAGGUUCUUUCCGAGGCAAAGCAUCCUGUAGUGGUGCUGGGCAGUGGUUCCCUGCAGAGGGGAAUGGAGCCGCUAUAAAUGCAGCCAUGUCCACCAUUGCUCAGAAUGCCAGCAGUGGAGUAGGAGAAUGCUGGAAGGUUCUCAAUGUACUUCACAGCUAAUAUCUACUACUGUACCUGAUCUCACAUUUUAGAUUGAUGGUGAAUUAAAAAAAAAAAAUGCUAUUGACAGAUCAGUUUUCAUAGCCAACUACCUCUUUGUUUAUCUGUCACUUACCCCCAUUUCCUGUUCCUCUUUGGGGGAGAUGCUGGCUGCAAUGCUCUUCCACAACAAGAUACACAAAAACAUUUUCAGAUGUGCAGGACUUAGAAUAAUAUCCAUGAUCUUUAAGUGAGUCUUGUGUCAGACUGAACGUAGUUUUAGUUUCAUAACUCUACACAGGGCACCAUGGAGGCUCUGGGGCGGCGAUGGCUGACACCAUUCUCCCUGGAGCAGCAUACACAGAGAAAUGUAGCACCUAUGUGAACACUGAGGGCCGCGACCAGCAGACCAGGCUGGCUGUGACUGCUCCAGGCAUGGCCAGGCAGGAUUGGAAGAUCAUUCUGCCAUAUCUGAGGAUGUGAAUCAGACUGUCCUCACAGAGCCUCUGGUCCCUCCACAGCUCACUGUUCGAAACUUUUACAUGACAGCUGAUGUUCUCAAGGACCAGAGUCACGUGAUGUAUGAGGGCAAACACAUCCACUUCUCGGAGGUGGACAAUAAGCCAUUGUGCUCAUACAGCCCAAAGCUCUGCAAGCAGCGCAGACUCAAUGGCUAUGCCUUCUGUAUCCGUCAUGUCCUGGAGGAUAAGACCGCUCCCUUCAAGCAAUGUGAAUAUGUGGCCAAGUACAACAGCCAACGAUGCACCAACCCCAUCCCCAAGUCUGAGGACCGCAGAUACUGUAACAGCCACCUCCAAGUCCUUGGGUUUAUCCCCAAGAAGGAGCGGAAGAAGAAACACGAUGCAUUGGAGGAGAUGCGCUCAAGACCUCACCUGGAGUCAGUGGCUCUUAACAUAACUGUGCCCUCGCUAGCUCUGAAGGCCUCCAAUGGCCUGGAUGAGCUGCCACCCUCUCCACCCUGCACCCGUCUGCUACCCCUCCGAGAUGGGGAGCUCCUGGACCCUUUUGCCUUCUACGAGGAGGACACUGAUGGGGAAGAGGGCCCUCCUCGGAAGGGCUCCACCGUCAGGAAGAAACUACACAGUCGACUGGUGCUCAGCCAGAAACUCCAGCUCCCCCAUCACGACAAUGCCCUCCUCCAACCACCUCCAGAGCACUUUAGCCCCUCUCCUCUUACCUGUGUGCACCGCUCUUCGCCCCUCCGUCCUCAUCUUCCCCAUCAGCAGCAGACAGGACUCCUCCAGCCCACCCAGCACUCCACUAUGCCUUCGUUUGUCCUCCCAGGACAGCAGCAGACAGGACUCCUCCAGCCCUGCACCAUGCCCUCGUUUGUCCUCCCAGGACAGCAGCAGACAGGACUCCCCCAGCCCUCUACCAUGCCCUCGUUUGUCCUCCCAGGACAGCAGCAGACAGGACUCCCCCAGCCCUCUACCAUGCCCUCGUUUGUCCUCCCUGGACAGCAGCAGACAGGACUCCCCCAGCCCUCUACCAUGCCCUCGUUUGUUCUCCCUGGACAGCUGCAGACAGGACUCCUCCAGCCCUCCACCAUGCCCUCGUUUGUCCUCCCAGGACAGCUACAGGGUUUAUCAUGUAAGCUAGCUCCACCUCAGAUUCCCGCCUUUCUGCCUGUCGGACUGCCCCCCAACACAGCUCCCAGUCCGUUGCAGUCCUCCUGUCCCCCCCUCGGCAGGAAAGCUCUGUUCACUGCCACGCACUUGCCAUCCAGUAGCUGGGACAGCACUCAGCGUCAUGUGGUGGCCAUGCGCCCGGCUGCCUUCUCACCUCCCCUUGCCUGCAUGGCAAGGUUACAGCAUCUGGUGCAGCUCUGCACCCAAAGACAUCAGGAGCACGGAGACCUCUUCCAUCAUCUAGGGUUGGACUGGUCUGAAGACAGUUCAGAGGAUGAUGAAGUAGAGGCAGAGAGAGUUCCACCCUAUCACAAUGCUUGGAGACUACAGGAAGGACACCUGCAGGAUGUCUCAGAUGAAGAUGCUGGCAGCUCGCGGAGAACGCGGCUGGCUCGGCUGUGCUCAUACCUCCAGGAGAAAUACAAGCACCUGUGCAGGCAGGAGAGGGCUACCAUGCGCCAGAAGAAAUACCACUAUGCCUUCCGCAAAGCCCUGCUGCACGCUGCCAGUAAAGACCCCGACUGUGCUGGCCAGUUGAUUCAGAAGUUGCGCAAGGUCUCCCAGACCUCAAGUGCGCCAGGGCAGCAGGAGACGGGAAUCUGCACUGGAAGCACCAAGGGCCAGGCAUGUAGCAGCCGAGCUCUACCCUUCACCCAACACUGCUUCCAGCACAUUCUGUUGAAUCGCUCCCAGCAGCUCUUCUCCAGUUGUACAGCCAAAUUUGCCGAUGGACAACAGUGCUCCAUUCCUGUGUUUGACAUCACGCAUCAGACACCGCUCUGUGAAGAGCAUGCCAAAAAGAUGGACAAUUUCCUGCGUGGAGARGGUAACCGAAGAGUGCAGCACCACCAGCAGCAGCAGCAGCGAAAGCCGCGUAAGAAGACCAAACCGCCUGCACUCACCAAGAAACACAAGAAGAAGAGGAGGAGAGGGCCGUGGCGGCCCCAGAAGCCUAUCCCGCCGGCGCUGCCCCAGGGGAACCUGGGAAUGCCUUCCUCCUCCAGCCUGACCAUGCCCACCCAGGCCAACAUCAGGAGUCCCUCGACGCCUGAACUGAGCACCGAUGAACUUCCCGAUGACAUCACCAAUGACAUGUCAGACAUUCCAAACGACCUCGAGCUGAACCAGGAGGAUUUCUCGGACGUGUUACCCAGGCUCCCCGAUGACCUUCAGGACUUUGACUUGUUUGAAGGUAAGAAUGGGGAGCUGCUUCCCACCACAGAGGAGGCUGAGGAGCUGGUACGAGCACUGCAGGCUGGGCUGAUGGGCUCCUACCCAGACUCCCUGGUGUGCCUGACCUCCAUGGCGGAGCUGGCGCAGGCAGAUGGAGUGGACCACCGGGCCAUGGCAGCAGUGUUCACUGGGCCAGGGGUCCAGCCGGGGGGGAUGGGGGACCUUCUCAACGGCCGCAUCCCCGUAGGGAACUUCUCUGAGCUGGAGGACAACCUGCUGCACUCRGCUGGUGGCCACUUCUCCCCCUCGGUGUCACCUCAGCAGCCCACUGCCCGGGGCCAGACUCCUCCCUCGGGACCCAGCCUCACCACCUCCACCCGCACAGUCCCCCGGACACACCCGCCCCACAUCUUGGCCAAGCCGGAGGCGCCCACAUCGUCUCCGCAGGGCAGCCAUUACUGCAGCGAGCAUGUAUCAUCCUCCUACAACGACCACAUGUCCUCUCCCCACGCCAACUCCUUUCAGACGGACUCUCCUCUCCUGAUGGAGGUACCAAUUACCCCACGCUCRUCCUGGAACAACCCCCCCCUGCCCCUCACUGACCCCACYCAGUUCGGCAACCUCAUCAGACCAGAGGGCCACCUCGUAUCCACCUCUCUGUCCACUCCCCCCUCCUCCCACUCUGUGACCCUACAGCCCAUGGCUGCCCUCUCAGCGUUGCCCCAGAGCGGCUUGACGGGCUUGACUGCGCUCCCCGCCCCCUCGCCGCCACCACACGACCUCUUGAUUUCCACCCUUCCCAAGCAGCAGCUCCCUCAGUUCAGUGCUGCCUUCGGCCACCAGCUGGCCUCCCACAGUGGCAUCCCGAAGGACGUGCAGCCCAGUCACAGCUCCACGGCGCCCCCCACUGGCUUCUCCAUAGCUAGUGCCACCGCUGCAAGUGCCAACAGUGCAACGCCCCCCUUUCCACACAGUAACUAGAGCAAGCCGUGCACAGUACAAUGGCUGUUGGUCAAACCGUGGACUCUAGAAACGUAUUCACCCAGUGUCCAUUCAUUUCCCUUCUGCUUCAAGUGUGCAAUGUGGUAACGGACCUAACGCUUCACUAUUCUAUUGGAAUUUGCACAACCUCAGAUAUUCCUUAACUGUGUAAUGAUUUGGUGGUAAUAUAGCCAGUUGGCCACCUGAAAGGGUCCAGUGGUUUGACGUAAACGCAGCUCCAGAGUUUCGCCAGCAGGGGGCAGAUGUGUGUGUGGAGGGAGGUGGUUCAGUAGAAACAUCAAAUGUUAUUUGUCACAUGCCUGGUAAACAACAAC